ACUUAUAAAUUUUAUUAUCUUAGUAGAAUUUACUCGUCUCAUUUUUGAAGUUACUAAAUCAAGUGACAUACUAAAAAUUUACGUAGCAUUAUUUCACGUUGUAUAUUUUUUUAACAACACAGCUUCAUUUGUGUCUGGUAUUUACUUCUCAAGUUCGUAUCAAGCCUUUGUAACCAAUUUCAGAGCCGUCCAGCAUUCUUCGCAAAAUGAAUCAACUUACAGUGGCCGUAUCAAAAAACUAAAGAUAUAUUUUAUAACAGCGAUAUUUGUGAUUAUUUUAUUGGGUUUAGGUCGGGCUGUGUUAACCGUAGUCGAGUAUUCCGUCAUACUACACAAGGAGAUUUGGCCACAUGACGCUUGGCUAGCACUCUUAGUUACUUACGUUGAGAUUCGAUUCCUAAUAGAACACUUAGUUUUGGUUAUCCAAAUAACUAUGAUUAAACAUUUAUUGAAAUGUUUGAAUAAGUCUGUAUUGAAUCAAAAAAUAAACUAUAACAGUACACAAAUAAAUGAGGGUGUAGACACGUUAAAUAAAAAUAAUAAAUUAAUGAUUCAGACUGUAAAAGAAUGGGCUUCGAAAUAUAAUUGCCUAAAACGUUGCGCAGAGGAGCUGACUUUAUGUUUUAGACACCAGGUAAGAAUUCAAACUGCGUUUUAUUUAUAUAUUUGUUAUACAUGAAAAAUGCACAAAUUACACCUCAGCCUAUCUGUAAUAGGGUAAUGUAGGUAAUAUAAGAAGAAGUAAGUGCAUACUAAAUAAGCCCGCAACAAACAUAUUGCCUUGACAUCUAAACAAAUUUGAAUUGAAAAGUAUAUUAAUAUGUUCAUCAAACGUUUAAUUUCUUAUAAGUCGGCCAGAACGGGACACGUUAAAAUUAAAAUGUAUAUAGUCAAUCAGUUUUUGCAUUGCACGGUAAUUGAGCGCACCAUGCCAAACCCACUGUCCGUAACGUGGCAUUGUUUCUCUUAUUGUUUCAGAUGUGGUUAUCAUUUGGUAUCUCUACAUAUUAUUAUGUGGCUACAAUGUUUGGAGUUAUUUACCACGUGCUCUAUGAGAAUGAAAAGAAGUAUAUUAACAUCCCCGUUAUACUGUAUUUUUGGGCAUACUACGUAUCUUUCAUCUUCGUCAUGUUGGUAGCCUCAAAUGAUCUAAGUAAUGAGGGACUCAAAUUAACGCGAAGGCUUUCUGAACUGUACUGCAAGACUUCUAUUAAUUUGACAUCAGACACAAAACUUCUCAAGGACCUUUAUAUUCUGGUGAAAAACAACCCAAUACAAAUAAAGUGUAGGCCCAAUACGGCUGUCGGCACGAAUAUAAUUCCGAUACUUAUGUCAAUAUGUGUCUCGUAUGCCAUAGUUGUAUUACAAUUCUCACAGCUUUAAAUGUCAAUGAUGUUAAAAAUAAAUAAAGUUGUGGUAAAAAAGUGUGUGAAUUAGGUUUAGGUUACUUUUAAGUCUUGAACUGUCUGAAAAUAAAAAUGUAUCUAAUUAAAUUGUUUAAAAUCAUCAUGUUAUGGAUUUUAUUAUGUUUGUUAUAGUUGGUAUUUUGUAUUGAAGUUUCUACUUAUUGGUCUAUAAACUCAUACGUACAACGAUGUAAUUUGGUGUUUAUCUUUGUUUUAUAAGUGAACUAGCUGGUGCGACUUCGUCUUCGUGGACUUCAGUUUACAGCGUUCGGU
Messenger RNA from Trichoplusia ni (cabbage looper), 1679 nucleotides. RefSeq lists its product as uncharacterized. Bases 979 to 1383 code for a protein of 134 amino acids. The record is from RefSeq and is a predicted model, not a curated record. NCBI's taxonomy places the organism in Eukaryota, Metazoa, Arthropoda, Insecta, Lepidoptera, Noctuidae. The transcript has 3 exons.